CCCCGGAGACGCCUUGGAGGCCCCCCCUCCUCACUAAGUGCCUCUUCACACAGCGCCGGCCCCCGCCGCACGCUCACUGGUACCACUACAGCAGGACGGGCCAUGGCGGGUCGGGGAGGUGCAGCGCGACCCAAUGGACCAGCUGCUGGGAACAAGAUCUGUCAAUUCAAGCUGGUCCUGCUCGGGGAAUCUGCAGUGGGCAAAUCUAGCCUCGUCCUUCGCUUCGUCAAGGGACAGUUCCAUGAGUACCAGGAGAGCACAAUUGGAGCGGCCUUCCUCACACAGACGGUCUGUUUGGACGACACAACAGUCAAAUUUGAGAUCUGGGACACAGCUGGACAGGAGCGGUAUCACAGCCUGGCCCCCAUGUACUAUCGGGGGGCCCAGGCUGCCAUCGUGGUCUAUGACAUCACCAACACAGAUACAUUUGCACGGGCCAAGAACUGGGUGAAGGAGCUACAGAGGCAGGCCAGCCCCAACAUCGUCAUUGCACUCGCGGGGAACAAGGCAGACCUGGCCAGCAAGAGAGCCGUGGAAUUCCAGGAAGCACAAGCCUAUGCAGACGACAACAGUUUGCUGUUCAUGGAGACAUCCGCAAAGACUGCAAUGAACGUGAAUGAAAUUUUCAUGGCAAUAGCUAAGAAACUUCCCAAGAAUGAGCCCCAGAAUGCAGCUGGUGCCCCGAGCCGGAACCGAGGGGUGGACCUCCAGGAGAACAGCCCAGCCAGCCGGAGCCAGUGCUGCAGCAACUGAGCCCCCCUU
Messenger RNA from Canis lupus familiaris (dog), 762 nucleotides. It is a transcript of the gene RAB5C, whose product is annotated as RAB5C, member RAS oncogene family. NCBI's taxonomy places the organism in Eukaryota, Metazoa, Chordata, Mammalia, Carnivora, Canidae. Gene Ontology annotation, molecular function: GTPase activity; GTP binding. The record is from RefSeq and is marked provisional.